GAGACGGAGAGAGAGAGAAAGAGAGGUAGGAGGGUGAGAGGAAGGGAGAGUUUAAACCCACCUAAACCAGUCUGACACGGAGGACAACGCCAAAUAAAACACGAGAAAAGGACGUUUUCUGGAACUGGAAAAAAAACCCAAACCCUCCUCGACCUUUUCUGCUGCCAAGACAGUCAAACGGCCACUUUUUCUGUCGUCUCGCGAGAAACUUCAUCGAUUUCUAGCAGGUGAUGAUCUUGGAUUAUUGUUUUUUUUCUUCUUCUUUUUCUUAACAACAAGGAUGAAUUUUGAAAAGAGCUCAUCCAGUCGAGCAAUGGCCCAAGAGACGAACCAGAGCCCGGUGCCCAUGCUGUGUGCCACAGGCUGCGGUUUCUAUGGCAACCCAAGAACCAAUGGUAUGUGCUCGGUAUGCUAUAAGGAACACCUUACACGGCAGCAGAGCAGCGACCGGAUGAGCCCCCUCAACCCUAUGGGCUCAGCUGCUAGUCCUACCUCAGAGGCCUCAGCCAUCCAGAGACUAGAAGCCAGUCUAGCCAAGGUUGAUGCCUCCCCUGCCUCUUCAGCAGACAUGUCUAGAACUGUUCAAGGAUCUCUUCCUGUGACUCAACAAAUGACAGAGAUGAGCAUUUCGAGAGAGGACAAACCAGAACCCCUAGAACCUGUUGUAAGCCAGCCUGCUGCUUCUAGCCCUACUCCUGUAGCUUCAUCCAGCUGUGACGAAAACAAGGGUGAUACUCCCAAGCCUAAGAAAAAUAGAUGCUUCAUGUGCCGCAAGAGGGUGGGCCUUACAGGAUUCGACUGUCGCUGUGGAAACCUGUUCUGCGGCAUCCACCGGUACUCCGACAAGCACAACUGUCCCUAUGACUACAAGGCCGAGGCUGCCGCCAAGAUCCGUAAAGAAAACCCUGUGGUGGUGGCUGACAAGAUCCAGAGAAUAUAGAUUUUUGACAAAACAACAGCAGUGGCAGCAUCGAUGACAACACCUUUUGAAAAAGACUGGAGUAUGAGUGUGAACCUUUUGAAAUGAGCACUGGCGUGAGUGGCUAAGUGAGAAUUGAAAGGACUUGAUUUACGAAAAUUACAACCUCAAGAAAGUAAUGGGAAAAAAAAGAAAAGGUCCUGUCUGAGGGAGAUGCAUGAAUGAUCACUUUUCUCCUUUUUUUUUUUUUUGAUUAAUUCAUUAGUUUGUUUUAUCCUAUUUUCUGUGGUGUGACUGGUGUGCCGCUGUUCAGUCCUCUUUUUUUAAGAAAAUGUAUUGUCUUAUUAAGAGCAGCCCAGAGUAACUGUCCAGGAUAUGCUGCGCUCCUCUCACCCAAACCAGGCGCCAUUUUGUGCCAAACUGUAGACAGCCAUUUUACCUGUCAUGUGUCAGACACCGGCAGGUCUUUGAAAGCAUUCAAACUACACAGUAAAAGUCCACACAAGUUGUGUCCCUCAACCUUUGAACUUCUUGUUCUAUGCUCUGUUUGGUACAAGAGUCAGUCAAUGUUUGGAGAACCGCACAACUGUCCCCCACUGUGCACAAGGGGCUUUGUUACUUUGUCUCUGUCUUUCCUAGCUUUACCUACCUCACAGCUGCUGUGUUAAGCUUUGUUGUCUUCCCUUUUACUUGUUUGUUUUUUUCCCCCAUCAACUUCAACCCCAGCAAAGCAAUGGGCUAUCUCUGUAGUCCGCCUCAGUGACCCUCUGAUCAGCAUAUCUAUGUUGACUGAUCGGUUUGAUUGUGAUGAGGCUUUUUCCAUUAAUGUUGGAGGUAUGAUGCUAGACAGGGACAAACCAAUUACUCCACAUUUCACUGAAUCUAAACACUUGCAAUAGACAUAAUGGAUAAAGGAGUUCCCGGACUGGUCUGAGCUCAGAUUGUAACCACAGACGCCUGGUGGAUAUAUGGCCUAGGAGGAAGGAUGGCACCCCUCCCUGGCAGGUCUGACAGGUGAAUUUAGUCUACAGUAUUGUAGGGACAUGAAUGAAUGGGAUAAAUGCAUGAAUUACUCUUCAUCUGCAGUAGUAGUGUUUCAGAAAUAUUUGGCAUCACUCAACUAGGAUUUCAGACAUUUUACUUGCUGAGAGACAAUUAUCUGUUAUGUUUUAUUAGCUUUUUUUCUCUUCCAUUGAUAUUGUACUGGUGUUAGCGCAUGUAUUCAGUGCAUUUGUGGAAUUAGGGUAUGUGAACCAUGAUUUUCUUUUUUUAAAAUGCGCUAACAACGUUCAUGUGAGCACAGAGUGUAUGAGUGAGUGUGUAUGUGUGCGUGGGAGUGAGAGUGAGUGGGUGUGUUGUUCCCCAACCCUUUUGUCUGUGGAGCUACCCGGUUUAUCAGCACAUGUUUACAGAACUACAGGAGCAUGCCAGAGCUAGAUUUAUGAAAAAUAAUAGAUACCAAGAUUAAGUGUAUCUGUCUAACAGCUGUUGGUCUGUGCGUCUGCUAUAGAGCACCGUAGAGAAGUGUGUGUGUGUGUGUGUGUAUUUGUGCGCGUGCAUGUGCACAUACCUGUGCAAAGUGUGUUUUCAUGGCUGCCUGACACAUUGAAGCCCACGUAUGUUUGUGACUUGUGUUAACCCAUCCCCCUUUUCUCCCCUGUAAGGAUGUGUUUUUCAUUUUAAAGACAACUGUAUGUAUCCGUUUGAGUUUUUCCUUUCUGAUUCUUAGUUAUAUGCAAAUUUGUACAAAAAAUGAAAAAACAACAAACUGUGUUGAUAUUUAUGUAUUACAUAUAAUCUUGCUAUCCAGCAUUACGACAGAAUAGUAUCAUGUAAAUAAAACUGUACAGAGAGACAUUA
Molecule: messenger RNA, 2779 nt
Organism: Scomber scombrus (Atlantic mackerel)
Lineage: Eukaryota; Metazoa; Chordata; Actinopteri; Scombriformes; Scombridae
Gene: zfand5a
Product: zinc finger, AN1-type domain 5a
Exons: 6
Coding region: 281-940 (219 amino acids)
Molecular function (GO): zinc ion binding; DNA binding
Source: RefSeq, a predicted model, not a curated record